Molecule: messenger RNA, 9879 nt
Organism: Owenia fusiformis
Lineage: Eukaryota; Metazoa; Annelida; Polychaeta; Sabellida; Oweniidae
Source: the annotation of a GenBank genome assembly
CGUAGCAAAUUUUAGCACUGAAAAUAAAAAUUUCUUCUGAAUUUGGUCGAUUUAUUCCUAAGAAUUGUGUAUUUUGUGAGUAAAUAGCAAGUCCUAGUUUUAAACAAAUCUCUAAGCCAAACACUGAGUCCAAAAAGGUGUACGAUAACAAGAGGCUAGAGAAUGAGUCAGCCCCCUUGGCAGGGCUAUGACCAGCAAGGUACCCCUCAGCAGCAGGGUCAACAGCAGGUGCCUGGACCCAUGAAGUUCUAUGACCCUAAUCAGUUCCAGGGUGGGACAACUUCAAGCUUUCCCCAGCAGCAGCCUGUCCCAGGGGCAACUGUUCAGAAUGGUCAACCACCCGGUAUCCCAGUAUCCAGUCAGGCUCACUAUGGCGCUCAGUCAACCUGGGAUCAGAAUCAAUGGCAGAAUCAUGACUGGCAAAAUCAAGGUCAAGAUGGCCUUGGAGGUCAAGUUGACCCAACACAGCAGCUAGGUCAAGGUGACCAAUAUCAGAAUCAAACAUGGGAUCCCAACCAGCAACAAUAUGGUUACAACAACCAAUGGCAGAAUGUAGAUCCUGGCCAAUCUUGGGGUCAGAAUGAAUCAGUAGGGUCAGUCCAAAGUUAUAACACACAGCAAAGUAAUGACUCGUACUUCUCGAAUCAGAGUAAUAUAACUGACAGUUUUAACAAUGUAGCCCCUCAGAGUCAAGAAAUGCACACCAAUCCCCCAGGGUUUCCCAUAAGUAAACCAGAGUUGAAAAAUGAUGACCAAGUGAGCACCUACAUUGAUGGGCAAGCUAAUCUUGGUGAUAGCUUGUCUAGCUCUACAGCCUCUAACAUGUUCAAUAGUGAUGGAUAUGAAGAAAACACAAAUGAUGGAGGUGCAUUUUCUAGUUUCUAUGGUAAUGCUGAUGAGGACAAGGUGAUAGAAUAUGAUAAUAAAGGUCAGUGUGACACAGAUAUUGGUAACAUAUCAAACCAGAUGCAGAAUGUAUCACUAAAGGAGCCCAAUCAACAGGGGGAGGAUGCAUAUAAAAGAGUUGAUUCAUUUAGUAAUUUACAACAUGAGCCAUCACCAUUUGAUGAGAUAGCCCCUGGUCCUGCUCAGUUCUCACCUGCUGACUUCCCACCCCUUGGCCACCAACCUGCCACACUGACCCCUUCUUCCACACAGGAGGUCCAGUCUGCUACCCAGGAGCCCCAUUUUACACAGGCAACCCAUCAUUCACAGGAACCCCAUUCAGUAACUAAGACUCCCCAUGCAGUAACACAAGAGAUCCAGGAAUCCUCCCAGAAUCCCCCUGACUCAGAACCCAAAACUGACUUCUUAGAAAAUAAUUUUAAUUCUGGUAAUCAGGGGCCAUCACAACAAGGUGCCCCUGUGGAACGGGAGACACCGCAGUCUCAUGAAAACACUAACAUUGAAGCUCCAGCUAAUGCUAACCUAGAGGAAACUCCCAUGGUGAAUUAUUUCCAAGGCCAACCCCAUGUCCAGCAGGAAUCCCAGCCGUUAUAUCACCCUCAACAGCCAGGGGUUAAUACAGAGGCAACACUUGACCCUCAGGCUCCACACCCCCCUUCCCAGGAUAAAUCACAUUUUACUCCCCAGCCUGCCAACCCUGAGUUAUUAAGCAUCCAAGAAGGGAGCAGGAGUGCUAGUGGUUCCCCUAGUGUACAGUUUAUUGUAGGAUCCAACCCUAGUUCAACCACUGCCAGUGCUAGCCACAGCAGGCAGGGGUCUUCCAAUGGACAUGAUUUACAUGUACAAGAGCCCCAUAUUCAGCAAGCAGACCCCCGCACACAGCAAACAGACCCCCACACACAGCAAACAGACCCCCACAUACAACAAACAGACCCCUACAUACAACAAACAGACCGCCAUAGUCACCAAACAGACUCCCAUAUUGAAAAUCCUGAUGGAAACGCCCAACAGCCUGGUAAUGAGAGACCUGCUUCAACACAUUCCUUCUCUUCAAACUACAGUAGUCAGAGUAAUGAACGUCCAGCCUCACAAACAUCAGUGCCACCUAGUGGUGAAGAUCUGUUACCAGGGCAUCAAGGCCCCAAUGUGACUUUACCCCCAAUAGAACAGGAGUCUCAUGUUGGGCAACAAUACUCCAACAUGGCCCCAGCAAAUACACAUACUGAAUAUAAGAACUCUGACUCAAAUUCAACAACUGUGAAUGACUCACAGCUGUCUCAACCUGCUGUGACACAGCAGCUGACCUCAAAUGAACCCAAUGCAGAAAUUAUGGACAGUCAAUCUGGGCCUCAUCAGAGUCACCAGAGAGAUUCAGUGAACUCACCAGAACAUCAUAUGAAUAUUUAUGCUAGCCCAAUAGACCACAGUUCAAAUAGUCCAUUUCAACCUGUGUCCCCAAGACAUUUAGUGAAUAAUCCCCUAGUGGCCUCUAGUGAAGCAUCUUUGCAGCAAUCACACCCUGCCCAGCCCCAAGCCACACAGAGUACACACACAAACUACCCACAGCAAAUAGGACAGACAGUGGCCAGUACUCAGGCUACCCAGCACAGUACACAGCUUGACCAAACAGAGAAUGCACCUCAAAUUGGACUACAGCAGAAUGUUGCUAACAUGCAGCAGAACAAUUCUGGAUUUCAACAGCAAGGAGGUCAACAGUCUCACCUACAGCAGCAGCAGGGAGGUCAACAAUCUAGCCUACAACAACAGGGAAGUCAACAAUCUAGCUUGCAACACCAGGGGCAGGAAAGUCAACAAUUUGUUUACACAGGCCAACAAGAUAAGCAGUCAUUUCCCCCAGUCCAAGGUCAGCAGCCAACCAAUCAGCAGCCAACCCAAGUCCAACAGCAAAUGUUUCCAGGGCAACAACAGUCAAUGUUGCCAGGACAACAAAAUAUAAAACAGGCCCAUUCCCAAAGUCAUACAGAAGCCUCUUAUAUCCCAUCAGGUAAAUCAGAAGAUGUGGAUGUUGCUGAGAGUCAUGCUCAUAUGCGUCAUAUAGCUGGAUUGGACACUGAGAAAAGGGCUCCAUCCCCUGCUACAACUCUAUGGAAAAGUCCACAGAUUCCUCAAAAUAUGCCAGUUGUUCUGGCCCCUGCUAAAACAGAAGCAUCUCGGGAGCAGAUGAACCCUCAAUCCCAAGGACAGUCCCAUGAUGCUCAGCUGCAGCAGCCUGUUGUGCCUUUAAAUCUUGGUCAUAUAAAAGAAAGUCUGGAGAAGGAGAAACAUGUUGAAGAGCUGCAUGAGAACAAACCACAUUCUCAACAACUUGUUAGCAAUCAAUCAGCCAAUGCCUCACAGCACCAAAGUAACAUUAGACAGCAAAAUAUGAUUCCUGGCCAACAAAAUAUGAACCCUGGCCAACAAAUAAUGAACCCUGGCCAACAAACAAUGAACCCUGUUCAACAAAAUAUGAAUCCUAGCCAACAAAAUAUGAACCCAGGGCAACAAAAUGUUAACAUUGGCCAACAAAAUAUGAACUCUGGUCAACAAAACAUGAACUCUGGCCAACAAAAUAUGAACAAUGGUCAACAAAAUUUGAACCCUGGUCAACAAAAUAUCAACCUUGGUCAACAAAAUAUGAACCCUGGCCAACAGACUAUGAAUCCUGGCCAACAAACUUUGAAUCAGGGUCAAUCAAGUAUGAACCCUGGGCAACAAACUAUGAAUCAAGGCCAACCAAGUAUGAACAUGGGUCAACCAAAUACAUACCCAGGCCAACAAAAUAUGAACUUGGACCAACAAAAUAUGAACCAGUCACAACUUGGUAGUAACACACAUCAAAAACAGCUAGGAACUGGUGGAGAAAAUACUAGUUUUGCACCACCUGCUCCGAGGGCACCAGUGGGUCAAGAGACACCAAGACACAACAGAGGAGAGAGGAAUGAUCCCAGGGGGCAGUAUACUCCCAGGGAACAACAGUAUACUGAUAAACAUUAUGAUCCAAGAUAUAGUGACCCAAGAGAUACAAGACGAUACAAUCGCUAUGAAGACCCCAGGUAUGACUCUAGGGGAUACUUUAGUGCCCAGAAACACUAUGGCCAUGGAGGAUAUGACAGACCAAGAUCUCGCCAGGGUGAAGAGUAUGAGAGACCACGUUCAAGACAAGGUGAUAGACCAUCCUCCAGGCAAGGUUAUGAAGACAGACCAAGGUCCCGACAAGGUAUGGAGGUUGAAAGACCUAGAUCCAGGGCAGAUAAAGGAGAGGAGUAUUACUACAGGUGCUAUAAACUACAGUGUGACUACUACAAAAACUCAGAUCCAAGAUUCAAACAACAAGAUUACGAGUACUAUUACUACAAGUACCAGCAGAUGGUACAGUACCGGGAAUACUAUGGCAAUGAUGACUCCGAGUACCAAAGGCCCAUGGAGAAAUAUAACAAAGGCUAUGCUGAUGAGUGGAGGUCCUACAACUCUGCUGAUCCUAGGUACUACAGACAAGAUAGCUACCAGAGUGGCUCACGCCCCAGUAGCAGACAAGGAUAUGACUCUUACGACCACCGCUCAAGCAGUAGAGGAGCCUAUGACCAAUUAGAGCCUUCCCCUAUCUACCCAGCUGACCAAUCAGGUUACUACCAAGCUGCAGAUGGCUCCUAUGUGGCUUACGGACAAGAUGGGGAUCAGUCAUAUUAUGGCCAAACAGAGCCCAGGGUCCCCGAGAGGAGCACACCAGUCAAAUUUUCAAUGCCACAUGUGUGUGCAAGCUUUGGGCCGGGAGGUCAGCUGAUCAAGGUACUUCCCAAUAGGCCAGCAGAUGGCCAGGCUGCGACUGUUACAAUACAUGAUAUGGCGGCUAUGAUUCCUGACUGCUCAGAAGCUGAAGAAUUGAGGUCAUUCCCUGGACCACUUAUCAAAGGACAGACACACAAGAACGAUGUUGUUUCAUUCUGCCAGAGUAAAAUAAAAGAGGCACUUGAAGACCAGCAGCUUGUAGACAGAGAGUCCGCAAUAUUAGUUUGGAAACUUCUGGAACUUCUUAUAAAACAAAAUGGGACGAUAGUUGGUACUGAUAUAGCAGAGCUGUUAUUGGAAGGGCAUGAACCAUCUACCAAAGAAUAUUUAGACCAUGGCCUUCCAAUUGCUCCAAGCUCGGACAGUUUACAUGACGCAUCUAAUGUGACAUCAACCUCGGCAUCAAUGUCAGACAUUUCUAGUCUUGCUGCAGGAAUUGACAAUCUAAAUGUGACCAAUGAGAGAACUGUCAUUUCAAAAACUGGAAAGGGUGAAGAUAUCACCGACAGAUUCCGACAUCUGCUGUUAUAUGGCAGAAAGAAGGAUGCAUUAGACUGGGGAAUGAAAAAUAAUUUAUGGGGUCACACGUUAUUCCUUGCCAGUAAAAUGGAUGCCCGCACUCACGCUAGCGUGAUGACAAGAUUUGCGAAUGUGUCAAUGAAACUAAAUGACCCUCUACAGACUCUGUAUCAGAUGAUGUCUAACCGCCAGCCAGCAGCAGUAACUUGUGUGGCAGAUGAUGCCUGGGGAGACUGGAGGCCUCAUCUUGCUAUGAUUCUGUCCAACAGCAGUAAACCUGAUAUGGACAGACGUAGCAUAACAACGUUGGGAGACACGCUAGCUGCAAGAGGCUGCCUCUAUGCUAGUCACUUCUGCUACUUGAUGGCCCAGUUAAGCUUUGGCCAAUACCACAAGAAGACAAGCAAGAUUGUCCUAAUAGGCUCUAGUCACAGUCUAGAGUUUGAGUACUUUGCCAACAAUGUCUCUAUACAGUGCACUGAAGUGUAUGAAUACGCUCAAUCUCUGGGAAACCCCCUUUUCCACAUGACAAGCUUCCAGUUGUACAAGUAUUUAUAUGCCACAAGACUUGAGAAGUUUGGUUUGAUACAAGAAACACUGCAGUAUACAGAGCACCUGGCCACCACUAUACAACAGAGCCCAGGAUCCUAUGAUGCCAUACUAGUCAAAAAUGUAUAUCAGCUGGCUGACAGGCUUAAGUUCCAUGACCCCCAAAUCAUGCAUGCAGGAGAAAUGUAUGAGCAACCCAGCUGGCUGGAAAACUUAGGAAAAAUUGUUCAUGCAUUUGAGGAAGGUAACAUUGCUGCAGUGCCAGCAUCAGGCAGUCAGACACCAAUGGGCUACGGGUCAACUACGGGUAGUGACAUCGCUGACGUCAGUGGCAUAACACCUGGUGCAGAUGUUAAUAUGCAGCAGUAUCAAGAAUCAUUUGGGGGGCAACAGCAACAACAGGAACAGCCAACAGAAGGAGAAACAGCACAACAGGAACAGCAAAAACCAUACCGAGACCCAAACUAUCCUGGCUAUAUCUAUAACUACCAGACGCAGCAGUGGGAAACAGAUCCUGAUUUCAACCAAGGUGUUCAGGGAGCCCAACAGACUGAAACUACACAAGAGGAAAAUGGUGUGGAGGAAACCGAGCCAUAUAAAACAUUCAGUAAGACAAGCGCUCUAGAAGGUGUCAAUCUGGCUGAGAGCAUGAACAGUAAUUACACUGCUACCACUGCUGAAAGCACAGACCCCGAUGAUCCAUAUGGAGACAGUAUGAACUCUCAGAGUACAUUUGAUUAUUAUGGAGCAUCUACCACCACUGGACUUGGUCAGUCAAGUAUAUCAUCAACGAUGCCCCUGGGUGCCUCUGCUGGUCAGUUCAAAAGACCCUCCAUUUCUGAGAGCUCUCCUCCUACCCCUACCAACAAGCUACCUCCCUCACAGCCUCCUCCCAAACCAGUUGAACCACCCAAGGAACAACCUAAAAAGGAGGCGCCAAAGAAAAAGCCUGCUAAGAGUGGAGGUUCAUCAUGGCUUGGGGGAAUGUUCAGCAAGAUUUUACCAAAAGGGAAAAAUGAGAUGAAUCUUCCUGAUGACAAGAAUCCAACAAUAAUCUGGGAUGAUGUUAAUAAAAGAUGGGUGAACCAGGAUGCCGAUGAGGAGGAUGAAAAACCCGCUGGACCUCCUCCCAAAGAUUCUGAUCUCUCUCACCCCAGCCCUGCUCCUGCUCCUGCACCCACAGACUCCACAGAUGGUCAGGCUCCAGCACCCCCCACGGGGAAUAGGUUCUCCAGGCCUAAACAGAGAGGAGCUAGGGGUCAGUAUGUAGACGUCAUGAACCCUGGAGGCACCAGCACGUCUUCUGCAGCACCGAGCAAUCUCUUCAACGUCAUGCCAACCGUCGCAUCAAUGCCAAAUAUGUUCAUUCCAGAUAUGACUGGACAACUGAAAGCCACAUCUGAUUCAGGUGCAGCACCAAUGCCAUCUAGUGAGCAGAAUGGAAGUGCCAUGAUUGGGAAUCCAGGAUCUCAACCCAACACUCCCAUAGAGGCAGAUACUCCACAACAAAUGCAGUUCUUUAAUCCACACUCUGCCCAGCAGCAACAGGCUCAAGGGGGUGGGGUCCAGGGUUCAGGGGGUCACAACCAAUCCACCGAUGGGGAGAUGUCACACACAAGUUCUAUGAGUUCCUUAUCUCAGGAAGUAACUCAACUGACACAUAGCGCACCUGAAUCUGCUACUCCAACCAGUGCUGCUCCUCCCCCUGCUAGCAAUGGACCCCCCAUGUUCUUUGAUCCCAGCACCUACCAGGCUCCUCAUCUAGCAGGUAAUCAGCCAGAGAAACCAGGUCAUAUGAAAUAUGGACAGAGGAGACAGUAUCCCAAAUAGAUAGCUGUUCUAUCCACUGACUCUCCUCCCUUGACAGAGCUCUCAAUGAAUGCUAUUGCUGCUGUAAUUGAUGAAUUAUCAUGAGACAUGAAGCAGAAAGCCUCAGAAUAUACCAUCUGUGGGGACAAUAUACAUGAAACUAGAUAUAUUUUUGCUACAAGGUGCCAUGAAGCAGAACAUAGAGUGGGUCUGAUGUAAAAGUGCUCCAUUGGACUACAUGUUAAGCCAAUGGAGAGAGAGAGGGAGGUCUGGUAGCAAUGUGAGCUCUCUUGUGUUCUGCAUUGUAUGAAACACUAGCCUAUUUAUUAUUAUCAAACAAUGGGGACAUCUCAAUAACGUCACUUGUAAAGGGACUUCAAAGACCCUGGUUAUAUGAAGAAACAUAAAAACCUCAGUCAAUGUUGUACAGAUAGACAGAGGUUUAUACCUGUCAGGGCCAAAGUCAGGAUCCAAAAUGGGUGAGGCAACACUUAAAUUGUGAGGCAAAAGAUGAGCCAAAUGAAGGUGAUAUACUACUAUUGUUACAUAAUUUUCAGUGUCAGUGGAAUUUUUUUCUGAAAAACCUCUAACGCUAAUGCCGUGGACACAUUUGCUCUGAUCUUCAAAACACUGGCACUCGGCUGAUGAGGAUUUUGUUAAAAACUGAGUGCAAUUUUGACCAAAGUAUUCAUCGGUCGGGUGCCAGUACUGAAAAUCAGAGCACAUGUGACCACGGCAAAAGCUGAGGCAAUUGCCUCAUCUGCCUCAUAGCUAGCCUCACCCAUGCCUCACCCAUGUAUCAAUUUGAAUGUAAAUAUGAUAUAUGGAUUGCAUUUGCCAAUUUUAGACUACUUAGCUCUACGAGAUUGCCAAUUAUUGUAUGGUUCAAUCUGUAGAAAAAAUCUUAAUAGCAAUUUGAUUAAUUUGAAUAUAAUUGAUUUGGUGUUAAAUGUUUUAUUGAAAAAAGAGAUUGUGCAAUAUUAGUACAUUAGCAUUAUUUGAGGUGGUUGGGCAAGUGACUUUACUGUACAUUGCUUGCAUGCUGCAUAUAGAGAUCAGGGGGCGGCAGUGGUCAGGGUGGUAUAUGGAUACUCACUGCAAUGGAAAUGAUGGCAGGGGUCAGCCUACAUGCUGUAAUGAAUUAAAUGAUUGUAAUUGUAUUACCAUACAUUGUUAAUAUGCUGUAUAAGUAAUUCUCUGCUUUUGAGUUGUAUUUGAACACUUGUUGUUGAUUAAAAUAUACAUUUCAAACCUAAUAUGUUAUCCUCAAAAACUCUUAAAAUUUAAGAGUAAGAAUACCAGUAUUUAAAAGUGUGCCGAUGAAGGAGAAAAUUGCCUUGCUAUAAUGAAUAAAUGAGACAAUUUCCUCAUUCUGUUUGUUCCGAGAUAAAUUAAUUGUAAAUAUAUGUGUAUAUAAGAUGAAAUAUUGUACAUAAGAAGGUGGAAGUUCAUCAUGAAAACAUAUAAAUUAUUCAGAAUAAAGAAUCACCAUUACAGAGAUAACUACUGUAUCAGAAUAUGUGUAAAUAUUUUAUUGUGCGUUGGUAAUUUGGAUUUACCUGAAUGUAGUGUGUUCUUUAUUUUAGAAUUUUCCUAUAUAAUGAAUGACAUUUAAAUAUACGUGAUCUGGUAUGGCAAAAGGAUCAACUUUAUUACUGUAACGAAGUAAGAGAUGGUUUGCCCAGUUGUGGAAUUGAAAUGAUAAUUUUAAUAUUUAAAUAACCCUUCCUAGCUAGGGUCAAGCUUUUAAUGUCAUCUUUACCUCCCCCUUAAACCAAACUGAUAUUUUAUUGAAACCAAAUGGAUUUUAGUUCAGGUCACUUGGUUUAUGUGAAGACGAUCCUCAAAUCUUGACAAUGUGAAAAUCAAUUUUGUUUGUUCAAUUUGGCUGAUUUGAUCAGACAAAUAUUGAUUGCUCUUUUGAUUGAGGUUUUGUGUGUUAUUUGUUAAAGUCAAUGGAGCCGUCUAGUAGAACUACCGUAGCUGUAAAUGUAACUAGAAUUGUCUCAUUUUUCAGCAGUUAAAGAAUUCAGCUUUGGUCAAUAUCUCCAAAUAUGGUAAAGUUUCAGAUUCACAAGUCAUUCGUCUCUUACAAUUAAGCCAUAAAUCUUGGAGCGUGCAACUGAAUUGUGAAAUUGUAACUUUAAAAUUCUAUCCCUGUAUGGUAUCAUCUGAGGGAGUUGAACUGAAACAAUUGAAGAUGGUUUUAAAUCUGUUAAAACACAGAGGUUGUUAUAAUUGUAUGAUAUGUCAAUGAAGACAAAGAAUAAAGAAAUAUUUUACAAAAUGUACUGCUGUAUUUUGUAA